This is a messenger RNA of Baudoinia panamericana UAMH 10762, 408 nucleotides long. RefSeq lists its product as uncharacterized. The record is from RefSeq and is a predicted model, not a curated record. The coding region runs from base 1 to 408 and encodes 135 amino acids. The transcript has 3 exons. Lineage: Eukaryota; Fungi; Ascomycota; Dothideomycetes; Mycosphaerellales; Teratosphaeriaceae.
AUGAUGCUGCUUUCGGCACUGCUUGGCCCUGCGAAAGCGCCGGUGGCAAGUGAGGAGGAUGUAGAGAGUGCUGGCGGUGUCUACAAUAUCAUCCUCUUUAAGAGGCCGGCGGAGGGCGUCGCAACAGGCACGCUUAUGGCUGUAGCAUCAGAAGGCGACGACCGCGUUAAGCUGGAAAGCGGCCAGCGCUGCCUGGUUUGCUUGUGCGACUUCGAGGUAGCGGAGGUGUGCCGCAAGCUGGUCAAGUGCAAGCAUUUGUUUCACAAGGAGUGCAUUGAUCAGUGGCUCACACAAGGACGAAACUCGUGCCCUCUGUGCCGAGGCCAGGGUGUGGACGAGAAGGAGAAGCCUUCUACUCCCACGCCUGAUGGCACUCCCGCCAAUCCCGCCGAACUGAGCGCUAAUUGA